This is a messenger RNA of Magallana angulata, 552 nucleotides long. RefSeq lists its product as uncharacterized. The transcript has 2 exons. The record is from RefSeq and is a predicted model, not a curated record. Lineage: Eukaryota; Metazoa; Mollusca; Bivalvia; Ostreida; Ostreidae. The coding region runs from base 110 to 544 and encodes 144 amino acids.
AUCUUAUCACUUCUACAACGCUGGACAUGACGGAAUCAACAUAUAUCACACUUAUAAACAUCGGUGUCCUUAUUCUCCAAGGGUUCCAAGUUUCUGGAAAGAAGGCAAAAUGAAUUUUGUCGUAUUGCUCGCAUUUCUUCCGCUGUGCUUGUCAAGUCCUAUCAAGAGGCAAUCAAACGUUCUUUUCUCCCCUUCUGGCGCCCCUGGAUUUGACCCGAAUCACAUUGCAGCUGGAAACUACGAUCCCAAUACCCAUAGUUAUGGAGGGGCUGCAUUUAACCCCAACUCCAUGAGCGCUGGAAGUUUCAACCCUGGAGCACUGUCAGUUAGUCAGACAGGAGCUAACAGUGGGGGACAAGUCAGUUUCCAACCUAGUGCUGGAGGGAUUGGAAGCUUCCAGCCCAGCGCCGGUGGAACCGGCAACUUUCAACCCAGCGCCGGAGGAACCGGAAGUUUUAACCCAAGUUCCAUGACAGCUGGAAACUUUGAUCCAAAUUCUCAACCUGUUGGAAACUUUGACCCAAGCACGUUUGGUAAAAAGUAAAACAAAAA